AUGGGUCCAAAACAAGAUGAUGCCUUUACGAAGAUUUCAUUUUUUAACCCCCCCGUAUUGGAAGAAUGGCUUCUUCAUUCCCUGUGCACAAAAUGGGGGACUCCCCAGGGGGAUAAUAACCUCGCGAGGGUUUCAAAAUUCUUCAUUGAAUUUCCCCCCUCGAGAAAGCCAACCAAGCAAAAUACACCUCUCAAUACAGAAAAAAACAAUAUGGUUCGGUAUGACUGCCCCAGAGGAGAGGAACAACAUACAAAUAUUACAAACAGCCUGUGCAUAUUUAAGCGUUUUAAAAUGGUGAAAACGAGUUCCUACAGAAGGAAAAGUAGGAGCUCUCCUAAUGGACAAGGGCAAAAAGCAAAAAUUGGAAUAAAACGGCUAAGUGCUGAGUAUGUAAAAACGGGACAGCUUCUCGUAAAGCAAAGAAAAAUUAUUGCUUUCGGUUACGAAAAAAAAACACGCAGACGCAAUUUUAAGUACUACCCUGGGGAACAUGUGAAGGUUACAAAAAAUACAAGUUUAGUGGCCCUCACAAAUGGUAGAGUGAAAUACACGUUCCACUCCGUCCACAACGUCCUCAUCGUGAAUGUACUUCCAGAAGAGUUGAACGAAUUGAGGGAAGAAGACUUGUAUAGGUACAGAACGGAGCAUGUGAAAUCUUUUGAGGAGAAUAGGAGUCUCGUUUAUCUUCGAAUGAAACAUGCGAUCAGCUUCCCUCCAAGUAAACAGACUCAAUUUAGGAAGCCACCUCUGCGCCCACAGUUUCUAGCUAAGUAUGAUAUUGAAGACAAUCCCACGUUGAGGGAGGUCCCCGUGCUGUAUCACAAGCCACAGUGA
Molecule: messenger RNA, 834 nt
Organism: Plasmodium fragile
Lineage: Eukaryota; Apicomplexa; Aconoidasida; Haemosporida; Plasmodiidae
Exons: 2
Coding region: 1-834 (277 amino acids)
Biological process (GO): translation
Cellular component (GO): mitochondrial large ribosomal subunit; ribosome
Molecular function (GO): structural constituent of ribosome
Source: RefSeq, a predicted model, not a curated record